AUGGCCAACGAAUUAACUGAGGAACAGAUCGCCGAAUUCAGAGAGGCGUUUUCUCUGUUCGACAAAGACGGCGACGGGCACAUCACCACCGAAGAACUGGGCACCGUCAUGAGAUCUCUGGGCCAAACUCCCACCCAAGCCGAAUUGCACGACAUGAUCAAAGAGGUGGACACCGACGGAAGCGGCAGCAUCGAAUUUGCCGAGUUCCUGAAUCUGAUGGCCAAGAAGAUGAAGGAGGCCGACGACGAAAACGAGAUCAUCGAGGCCUUCAGGGUCUUCGACAAAGAUGGCGACGGUUACAUCCAUAUCGAAGAACUUCGCGACGCCAUGAUGAAUCUGGGCGAAAAGAUGACGGCCGAAGAGACCGAAGAAAUGAUUCGUGAGGCAGACAUCAAUAACGACGGGUUGAUUAAUUACGCCGAAUUUGUCAGGAUGAUGUCCGAAAAAUGAGGCCGCUCCUUAGAAUUACGAAUAUCCAAUUUGUUCUUUCGGAAGGGUUAUUUAUUUAUCCUAAAUUUCAUUAAAAUUGUAAU
This is a messenger RNA of Centruroides sculpturatus (bark scorpion), 533 nucleotides long. RefSeq names its product calmodulin-like. The transcript has 2 exons. Gene Ontology annotation, molecular function: calcium ion binding; enzyme regulator activity. The coding region runs from base 1 to 450 and encodes 149 amino acids. The record is from RefSeq and is a predicted model, not a curated record. Lineage: Eukaryota; Metazoa; Arthropoda; Arachnida; Scorpiones; Buthidae.